Molecule: messenger RNA, 1515 nt
Organism: Megalopta genalis
Lineage: Eukaryota; Metazoa; Arthropoda; Insecta; Hymenoptera; Halictidae
Product: trypsin-1
Biological process (GO): proteolysis
Molecular function (GO): serine-type endopeptidase activity
Source: RefSeq, a predicted model, not a curated record
UCCGAUUCCUGGUCCAAUAAUUUGACAGACCGGGCUCCCAGCUCAGUGUCAAUUUGUGUCGACAUGUCUAAGAGAGUGCUGUUCCUGAUCUGGAUCCUCCUCGAGGACGUUCUUGCAUCCGCAAAUACCAGGCAUGUGAACAUCGAGGACUAUCCGUACCACGUGUCCAUCGAGAAGAACCGGAAACACGCGUGCAGCGGCGCGCUGGUGCACGAGUCCUGGGUCAUAACCGCGGCAUCCUGCGUUUUCGGGGCUGACCCGUCGACGGUGUUCGUGCGAGUCCGGACCGGCACGCUCGCAUCCGGCGGAGAUGAAUUGGAGGCGUGCAGCAUCCUGGUGCACCAGGAUUUUGAUAAAUACGUGCUGCUGAAUGACAUCGCGCUAAUAAAGUUAAAGGUGCCCGUGCAAUUCGGAGAAAAAUUGCUUCCGAUUGGCCUACGCGACGAAUGCGAUGGAGAACCGAACGAUGGAACGAUUUGUUUCGUGACAGGAUGGAAACACAACCUCGAAGGACCAGGGGAGACGCAACUGACAGCGACAGCGGUGCCAAUAGUGAAUCAAGACACCUGCAUCUCGAAGAUACCCAGCUACGAGCCGGUGUUCCAGAAAAUGCUUUGCGCCGGUAACAUGACCCUCGGGGUGGAGACGUGUCAGGGCGAUCCAGGUGCUCCGCUGAUGGAAGGCCAGACGCUGAUUGGCGUUCUAUCCUAUGGAUUAGGGUGUAAAACUAUGAUACAUCCGGCCGUGUACACCCGUGUCAGCAGUUACGCGGCGUGGAUCUCGGCGAAUUCUGGCAUCCGCUAUACAUGAGAUGAUAUUCGCGAAACUACAAUGUCAACACCGCUAACCUUCACCAAGAAACGCUAUCGCGCUCUCGCUGCGAGUGCCGCGCUUCGAGCGGAGCGAAGCGGAGAAGUUUCCGCACGUCCGCGUCUCCGCUCCCCGCGACGCCAAAACGCUCUCUCGUAACUUUACAAAUUUGUCGAACGCUGCAAAGAGUUUUAUGGAAAUAUAAUGGCGCCGGGAGAAAGGAAAUUCCACCUAUUCGCCGCGCACGAAUGACUUCCUGUCGCCAUAUUGCGCGCGGCGUUUCAUUUUUCCUUGACGCCGGUUCACUUUUUUAUUUGCAUUCCUUCGCCGAGCGAAGUGUUUUAACGGAUUUCUGUCUCUAGCCGCGGCCGGAGCGAAAACGCGACUCGCGCGGAAACAGAGAAAUGUGCGCAACGCGGUUUUCAAUGCAAACGUUUGAUAAUUGUGCGGGUUAGUGGAAAACAGAAUGUAACUUGCUGUUCGCUCUAUCUAUCGUAUGUUAAAAUGAUUUUUGUAUGCAAAUAAAUGCUGAAGAACGAUCUUCUUCCAUGGUAAUUAUAUCCGGUGGUAUUGUUUAUUAUUUCUGUUCUCGCAACGAUGUAUGUUUCAUGUUCCUUUCUUGAAGACAGUUUUGAUAUCAACGCUGGAACGUGCGAACCUUUUUGACAAAAAUAUAACUGACUGUUGGGUUAGGAUUAUUUAUAA